This is a messenger RNA of Caenorhabditis elegans, 1630 nucleotides long. It is a transcript of the gene umps-1, whose product is annotated as Orotidine 5'-phosphate decarboxylase. The transcript has 4 exons. The record is from RefSeq and is marked reviewed. Gene Ontology annotation, biological process: nucleobase-containing small molecule metabolic process; 'de novo' UMP biosynthetic process; 'de novo' pyrimidine nucleobase biosynthetic process. Gene Ontology annotation, cellular component: cytoplasm. Bases 6 to 1499 code for a protein of 497 amino acids. Gene Ontology annotation, molecular function: orotidine-5'-phosphate decarboxylase activity; orotate phosphoribosyltransferase activity. NCBI's taxonomy places the organism in Eukaryota, Metazoa, Nematoda, Chromadorea, Rhabditida, Rhabditidae.
AGAAAAUGAGCUCGCUCACCGACAAAACCCGAAAUGGAGCCCUGAAGCGGAAUCUGCUCCGCCAAAUGCUCAAAGCGAGCGUCUUCAAAUUCGGCGAGUUUCAGCUCAAGUCUGGGCAGAUUUCACCGAUUUAUAUCGAUCUUCGCGAAUGCUUUGGGCAUCCGGGGCUUUUGAUGCUUAUCUCAGAAGCGAUAUCGAAGCAGGUGGAGAUUAGCGAGGUUCAGUACGCUGGAGUUCUUGGAAUCCCAUACGCGGCUCUUCCCUACGCAUCAGUCGCCGCUGGAAACUAUCUGAAGAAGCCGCUGCUCAUCGUUCGCAAAGAGGCCAAGUCCUACGGCACGAAGAAGCUCAUCGAGGGAUUGUACCAGCCAAACGAUCGUCUGAUCCUCAUCGAAGACGUCGUGACGACAGGUGGAAGCAUCCUGGACGUGGUAAAAGUGCUUCACACAGAGAAUUUGGUCGCCUCGGAUGUAUUUUGCAUUCUGGAUCGAGAACAAGGCGGGCGUCAGAAGCUCCAGGACGCGGGUGUCACGCUGCACAGCCUGCUCGACAUGCAAACAGUUCUCACAUUCUUGUACUCAACUGGAGCGAUCGGUGACGAGCAGUGGCACGGAAUUGUUCAGGCUCUCAACCUUCCGUACACCUCCCCAACAAAGCUGGAAAUCAACAGCGAGCUCGAAAACCUGUCCAGUCUACCGUACGUGGAAAACGUGCGAACUCCGCUUGCGGAACGCGAAUCCCUCACAGAAUCUGCACUCAUCAAGAAAAUUCUUGGAAUCAUGCGCCGGAAGAAGUCGAAUCUGUGUCUCGCUGUCGACUACACUACCGUCGAGCAGUGCCUUCAGAUGAUCGAGCUCGCUGGUCCAUUUGUGCUGGCGAUCAAGCUUCACGCCGACGCUAUCACCGAUUUCAACGAGGAAUUCACGAGGAAGCUGACGACGAUGGCAAAUGAUAUGGACUUUAUCAUUUUCGAGGAUCGGAAGUUUGGCGACACUGGAAACACGAACCUUCUUCAGCUCACUGGAGCCCAGAAAAUCGCCAACUGGGCGGAUGUUGUGACUGUUCAUGCCGUACAAGGAAGUGACAGCAUUGCAGGAGUCUUCAGGAAGCUCGCCAAAGAUCCGACUUACAGGCUCAGUGGAGUUCUCCUCAUCGCGCAGCUCAGCACCAAAGGAUCUUUGACUGCGCUGGAAGGAUACACCGAGACCGCCGUCAAGAUUGCCAACGAGAAUCGUGACGUGAUUUCUGGAUUCAUCACUCAGACGAGAGUGUCUGCUUGCUCGGAUCUUCUCAAUUGGACGCCCGGUGUGAAUCUCGACGCGAAAUCCGACUCGGCCGGUCAGCAGUGGAGAGGUGUCGACGAGGCGAUCGAAGUACAGCAGAACGACAUCAUCAUCGUCGGAAGAGGCGUCACGUCGUCCAGUGAGCCCGUUCAGCAGCUCAAGAGAUAUCGACAAAUCGCCUGGGAUGCGCUCACGAGAAGCGACGAUAGCAUUUGAAAGUUGAAAAAUCCGGAGAGCCUAUUUGUAAAGAAGAAAUGUGAAUAUUUAUCUAAUUACGUAUUUAUUUAACUUUGUUGAUUUUGUUCAAGCUUCCCCAGAAUUGUUGAAAUAAGUAAAUUGAUUGCCUC